GCUGCGAGGGAAAGCCAAUCACUGGGUCUCUUCUGUGGGAGAAAUGGCGAGAGAAAUUUUUGUACUGAUCUCCCUCCUGACAGUGGGGAAUUUAGCCCACUGUCAGGAAUGGGAGAAUCUUCUCUUCAUCAAGAUGGAGGUAUUACUGGAGAAGCAGGAAGCAGCCUUAGUGAAGCAAGAAGCAGCUUUGAGCCAGCUGAAGGGAAUGCAGGAGAAACAGGAACAGGUCGAAGGCAAACUUCAAGAAAUCCAGGAGAAACAAGAACACGUCGAAGGCAAACUUCAAAAAAUGCAGGAGAAACUUCAGCACGUCGAAAUUAACCUUCAAGAAUUUCAUCAUGAACUGGAGCACAUGAAAGGUGCAGUGAACAGCAACCAGGACUCCUUGCAAAAUAUCUCGGCGAAACUGGAGACAUUAGAAGGGAUCCAUCGGGAAACCAAAGGCUGCCUCGGAAGGGAGGACUUGGAACACUUCAAGAACAUAUCAUCAGCUGGACACCAAGAGCUGGAAUCUUUCCUUCGCCAGGAAAUAUCUGGAGUUAUCUCUUUGUUGGAGACUGGAGGAAUAGAUGAGUGCUCAGAGGGAAGCCACAACUGCACUGAUUAUGAGGCUUGCGCUGACAAGCUAUUCAAAUAUCAGUGUUCCUGUCUGCCCGGAUUUGCACAGGAUGGUUCACGCUGUGAAGACGUGGAUGAGUGCGCCCAAGGGAAGGACGACUGCAGCCCCCUUGCAACAUGCAGGAACUCCGUUGGGAGUUACAGCUGCUCUUGCAACCCACCUUUCGAGGGAGAUGGGGAAUCCUGUUCCUGCCCUCCUGGAUUUGCACAGGAAGGGUUUCGAAUUGAUAGAAGGAUAAGGCAAACUACAUAG
Messenger RNA from Macrobrachium nipponense, 871 nucleotides. RefSeq lists its product as uncharacterized. Bases 44 to 871 code for a protein of 275 amino acids. The record is from RefSeq and is a predicted model, not a curated record. Gene Ontology annotation, molecular function: calcium ion binding. Lineage: Eukaryota; Metazoa; Arthropoda; Malacostraca; Decapoda; Palaemonidae. The transcript is spliced from 11 exons.